This is a messenger RNA of Aricia agestis (brown argus), 1009 nucleotides long. RefSeq names its product charged multivesicular body protein 1b (gene Chmp1). The record is from RefSeq and is a predicted model, not a curated record. Gene Ontology annotation, cellular component: ESCRT III complex; multivesicular body. The coding region runs from base 186 to 809 and encodes 207 amino acids. The transcript is spliced from 4 exons. Lineage: Eukaryota; Metazoa; Arthropoda; Insecta; Lepidoptera; Lycaenidae. Gene Ontology annotation, biological process: endosome transport via multivesicular body sorting pathway; protein transport; late endosome to vacuole transport.
UUUGCGUUUUUGUGAAAUUGUGAGUCAUCUGAAAAAUCAGAAACUAAAAGUUAAAGUUUUCAUUACUUCUCGUUCUCGUUCACUUAGUUUGUGUUGUGCUUAAUUUUUACAUAGUGAGGAACUUUUCCAGGGGACGUUACGUGUUGUUUUUGUUUUAGCAAAUAGCAAUAUUCGCAGAGCUCCAAAUGGGUAACGAAAUGUCUUCGUCCGCAAUGGAACGUCAUCUUUUCAACUUAAAAUUUGCUGUGAAAGAGUUGGAGAGGAAUUCCAAAAAAUGUGAAAAAGAGGAAAAACUAGAAAAGGAGAAGGCAAAAAAAGCUAUACAGAAAGGUAACAUGGAAGGAGCACGAAUUCAUGCAGAAAAUGCAAUACGUCAAAAAAAUCAAGCAUUAAAUUAUUUACGCAUGUCAGCUAGAGUUGAUGCGGUUUCAAGUAGGGUACAAACAGCUUUAACUACCAGAAAGGUAACAAACUCAAUGGCAGGUGUUGUGAAGGCAAUGGACGCAGCGAUGAAGUCAAUGAAUCUAGAAAAAAUAUCCACCUUGAUGGACAAGUUUGAGAGUCAAUUUGAGGAUCUGGAUGUUCAAUCGUCGUACAUGGAGAAUGCAAUGUCACAAACUACCACCACCUCAGUGCCUCAGGGCGACGUGGACACAUUACUGCAACAGGUGGCAGAUGAGGCUGGUUUGGAAUUGAAUAUGGAAUUACCGUCUGGUAUUCCAAGCACCUCUGUUGGUACAGCAACUGUUGUGUCACAAGAGCAAGAUGAACUCACACAGAGGCUAGCCAGAUUGCGGCAAGCAGAAUAGUCCUAGCUGUUACUUAUAAUAUGUAUAACAACUGUUUUAGUCUGAUUGUGUAGACAACUGUCAGAAUGGGUUUAAAAGCUUGUUAUUUAAUGGUCAAUUAUUAUUCCUUAUUAUUUUCACAAAUGUAAUCUCUUGUUAAGAAUGGUUGGUAAAAUCUAGUUUCUUUCCAUUUUGUACAUUGUGAUAGUUCACAAGUUUAA